AUGACAAAUCCAGUUCAAAAGAAGCUGGUCUUUAUUGGUGACUCUGGCGUCGGGAAAUCUCGUUUAAUUAUUCGCAUUCAAUGCGGUGAAUACAACGAUCAAUUCCUUCCUGCCUUCCGUGGCGGGUACUGGCACAAUACAGAUGUCGAUAGGAGACCAGUUGAACUCGAAUUGUGGGAUACAGCCUCACAAGAGGAUUACGAUCGUUUACGGCCAUUAUCUUAUCCAGAAACCGACGUCUGCAUACUCUGCUUCGCCAUUGAUAGCGUCACAAGUCUUCAAAACGUUCGUGACAAAUGGGUUCCCGAAUUUCUUCACUUUAGGACCAAGCUGGAUGCGCCUUUUUUGCUCGUUGGGUGCAAGGGCGACCUUCGACAUGACGCCGUCGGGGCAAGCGUGGAGCAAAUCGAGUCGAUACGACAAGCCAUUGGAGCAAUCAAGUAUGUAGAAUGCUCUGCCAAAUAUAAUGAAGGCAUCAAUGAGCUUAUCAUUACCGCGGCAAGGGCAGCCCUCACGACUUCCGGGGCCAAGAAGAGGCGAAUAUGCGUUGUUCUGUGA
Messenger RNA from Serendipita indica DSM 11827, 558 nucleotides. Lineage: Eukaryota; Fungi; Basidiomycota; Agaricomycetes; Sebacinales; Serendipitaceae. The record is from the annotation of a GenBank genome assembly.